UAGAAAAAAAAAGCUUAAGUUUCGAUUCUGACUGGGUGUGGGGAAUUCAACGACCAGAAGUGUGGUGGUGACAUCUCGGGUUAACCUGUCUCUCAUCCAUCAUGCCCAGGCGCUGGAAAAGGUCCUUGGAAAAGACUUUGAGCUGAAUCAGCACUUCAGAAUAUCUGCCUCCUUGUAACGUCAGCACGGAUCAGUGUGGUCUACAGGAUGGAGGAUAUAGAAAAGUUGCCCAUUGAAAAAUGGACGGAGGGUCAGGUGAGCUCCUGGCUACGGAGCAUAGGAAUAAAAGAGACGUACGUUAGCAAGCUCUACGAGGAGGAAGUGGAUGGACAAGUCCUUCUGGAAAUAACGGAGGACGAUCUCAAAAGCAAAGUAGGAAUGAAACUCGGGCCAGCCCUUCUGAUCAUUAAUAAAAGGAAUCAACUCAUUGAAUCAGUUAAGACAAAACAAAAGGUUCAAGGAAAACAACAACAACCCACAACCAAAGAGAGAUCAGGGGGUCCGGAGGAUGCAGGAGAGCCACAAAUUGAAAAGGAGCCAGAAAGUCAGAAAGAUGUAGAAAAACCAAUUCAGCAACGUCCCUUUGUUGCUAAUGAGACCUCAGGCAGUCAGGAAGUUGCAGAAGACAAACAAAUUCCUGAAGAGGAGACAAAAGGCCCAUCCGUGGUCAUGCCAUACAUGAAGAGGGACUGCAAACCCAGGCCAUUUGGGAAAGAGGGCAUUAACUUCACAUAUAUCAGUUCCAAUGUUCUUCAUCCUGAAACAGGUGUUUCUGAUCUUAUCUCUCCUUGUCACGAGUACAAGUCAUUUGCCACUGCUGCCAAAUUAGACCGCAGCAGACUGCAGGCAAAGUUUGCCAAAGAAGUCCUCAAAUUUGGCACAGGUUGCAUGAACAUCAGAUCCAAUGGCACAAUACAUUUUGGAGUUAUGGAUAGUAGAGAAGACACAGGCUACAUCCAUGGUGAAAUUAUUGGCAUACCAGUGCCAGAAAAAGAUAUGUAUGUUGAUGCUUUAGAUUACAUAGAGAAAUGCCACUCUAGUUCAGAUGCUGAACAUGUGAGGCUAUGCAUACGUCCACCAAAGUUCAUAGAGGUCACUGACCUACUCACAGAAGAGAAGAGGUACGUUGUGGAAGUUGACAUUGUACCCUUAAUAAGCGUUGUGAAGAACAGGGUUUACUCUGUCCGUCUACCAAAUUUUAAUGCGAAGUCCAACAAAGUGGAGAAGGAGAAGGAAGUUAUCUAUUGUCGGGUGGGCGCUUCAACCAAGCCAGUGGAUGACCAAAAUGAGUUUUAUCAGCGAGUCACUGCACGGGAUGCUCAAAGAGAAGCUGCAGAGAACCGUCAAUAUGCCAUCAUGCCAGACACCUACCAAGACAUGGGGAGGAAGCUCACAAUGCUCAUUACAGGUGGGAAGAAAUAUAUUGAGAAGGGAAAAUGGUUCAUCCUGGUCACAAACCGAUUUCACAGUGAAGACCUCAGCAACAUUGACUUCUUACUGAAUAUGAAGAUCUUCUGUGUCUUUGAUUUUGAUCCUGACUCUAAUGUGUCUGGAUUCUGUCAGGAGUACCUGAGGCACCAUGCUGCUAACUUGCACUUCAUGCACGACUACAUGAUACCAAGUGGGAUGACCAUAGGGGAAUUUCAAAGCCGCCUGCAUUUGUUUGAACAAACCAGCUGGAUCUUUUGCAAUGGUCGCAAUGAUUUCAGAGGGAAGGAGCCAAGUGACGACAAGACAUGGUUCAAAACUAAGAAGACUCAUUUAAAAGAAUGUGUGUCACUGAUCUGCAAACAGAUCCUGCCCAAAGGUACCUUCACAUUGAUCUUCCUUCUUACUUCUCCUGUGGAAGGACCUCUCCUGCAUACCUACAGUGAAUUCUUCUCUGAUAUGGAGGGUCAUGAAGACAUUAUGUGCCUAUCAGAAUCUGAGGACAACUUUGAAAAGUGGCAGAGUUUCGCUGGGGGAAGUUUCUGUGACGAAAGCACAGUGAACCGCUCAAGUGUUGUCGGGAUGAAAAUGAGCCAUGUCAAUGCAACUCUUCAGCGCAUCCAAUCUGUGGCUUCUCGAACCACAAAACAUCUACCUACUUAUGUGAAAGGGGAGUGUCUUCUCGAGACUCGUGAGGAAGAGAGGAUGUAUUCACUCGAGAUUGUAUACAUGGACCACUGUGAUGAAACCAGAGACAAAUUCAUUGAAGCUGAGAAAGAAAACAUUGAGCAGCACUUCUACCAUGGAGGAAAAGUGAGUUGGAUGAAUUUCUGGCUAGCAGAGAAGAGGCAUGUUGGGGAGGUCAUUCAAAGGGACGCUUAUGACGAAAUCUCAAAUCUCCUCAGUGACUGUCUUAAACCUAGUGCAGACCAGUUACCCACCCACAGCCUCAACAUAUUUCAUCACCCAGGCAGUGGUGGCAGCACAGUUGCCCGACAAAUCCUGUGGAACAACCGGAAAAAGCUCAGAUGUGCAGUUGUGAAACCAUCCUACUCUGCUGUCAUUGUGUCUGAACAUGCAUAUCUCCUUCGAACAUAUGAGGAAAAAGACAUCCAAAAAUGUUUGCCCGUCCUUUUGCUUGUAGAAGACUGCUAUGGCGAUUUUUUGUUUGACCUAAAGAAUGAGUUGGAGGUUGCUGUUAACAGACAGAAAAUUGUGCAAGGAACGCUGUGCUUCGUUGUCCUGAGCUGUAGACGAUCCUACAAUCCAGAGAAAAUGUGCAAGGAGUCACCACUUCACAAUGUGCUGGUGACCCACAAACUAUCAGAUGAGGAGAAGAGGCAGUUUGCUGGCAAAAGGAAGAUGCUUGAGAAACAGUACAAGCCAGAGUUCAUCUUGACAUUUGUCCUGAUGAGCGAAGGAUUUGACCAUCAGAAGAUUUCUGACUAUGUGGAACAGUUUGUGAAACAUUUGCUACAGGGCAUUGACCACGACCAUGUUGUCACUCGCCUCAUUCGUUACGUGGCCCUACUGAACACUUACGUGCCGAACUCCUUCCUCUCCCAGUCCCACUGUGAAGCUCGACUUACUCUUUCUAUACAACUCCAGUUCCAGUUACUCCAGGGUGAAGUCAAGGAAGAAUUUCGUCAGCAUGCCUUUGAGGAAGCACUGACUGAGCAAGCCAGACUGGUUUUUAUACACCUGAGAGAUGAAAGGACACACAUUAAAUCCAUCAGAAUCAUUCACCCCCUAGUUGCAAAAGAAAUACUGCAGCAACUCUUACAUAAUCAAAAACGGGAAAGCGGAUUGGCUCUGGAGAUUCUCGGUGACAAUGUCUUGUUUGAGCACAGGUUUGGGAGGGAAGACUAUGGGAAGUUUCUGCGAGCCCUGUUUAUGAGGCGUGAUAGGAUCAGCAAAGGAGACGAGUCAGACAGUUUCUUCUCCCCUCUCAUUGAACAUGUGAGAGAUACCGAAAGUCCAGAGCAGGCAAUCGACCUCCUCAAAGAGGCUUACAAGCGUUUUGACAAAGACCCUCUAUUUGCUCAACAUCUGGCUCGUCUGAAUUACAGUAGAGAAAAAUUUGAAGAAGCAGAACACUGGGCUGAGAUAGCUGCCAAAAAGUUACCCAACAACCCAUUUGUUCUUCACACCAAAGGCCAAGUGUACAGGAAGUGGUUCUACGCAAAGGUGGCAGGACUGAAGAAAGAGAAUAAAACUGCAGAAAGGAUAGCAGAUGCUGUCAGAACUGCUGUAAAAUCCAUGGAUUGCUUUCAGGACUGUCAGAGAGCAGCUAUUGAGGACGCCGACUCAAUGAGCAAUUCAGGAAUUUUUGCUGCAGUCGAAGUUGGAUGUCGCCUAUUGCAGCUAUUUUCCAAUUCCUCUGUGUUCUCUAACAAAAAAGAAUGUGUGAAAUAUCUGCUCACUGACCACAUUCCAGACAAUGUGAAACAGCCAUGGGAGCAAUUUCACAGCAAACUUAAAGGCCUCCAUAACAUUAUUCAGAAAGCUCUGGAGUGGAUAUCAGAGGACUUGAGCUAUUUUCAGACAGACCCAAGUACAGAUGAUGAGGAGGCUGAGGAUCACAUAAAGCACCCUAAGAAGUGGCUGGUGAUUAAGACAGUUGAGUACGGGAAAUAUUUCAGUGUGUCAUUGGAUGAGGCUCAUCCCGAGGCAAGUUUAAACAUUCCAAGCCCCGCUAUGACACGCAUGAAAAUCUACCAACUUGGUGGGGGAAACAUGACAAACAUCUUCUCCAUUUUGACUGAUUCCGAAGGAAAGGACAAGGUCAAAGUACUGGAGGACCUCGUAUGUUUAUACAAACUACUGAAGGGGAAGCUGGAUCAAAUGGAUUUGGUCAGCUACAUAUCCUCUCACAUUGCUCUUAGCUGUCUGUCAACUCAGUCUAAAGCAUUGGCCCCUCUGAAAGAGCUUCAAGAUCUUAGCCAGAAAUUUCCUAAAGACAAACGGAAAUGUAAGUCGAACGCUCUCUUCUUACUCACACUCCUGUUCUGGCCUGAAGAGCAUGACAGCGAAGAAGACAAGGAGAAAAAAUAUGAACACGUUCUGUCUGUGGUCAAAUUCCUCACAACCUGCUAUCAUGACAAAAUGAAGGACAUUCCCCCAAGAAAAAGAAGAAUUUACACUCAUUUUUUCUUGGGCAAUGGAAAUGGCUUGGGAAAGAUCAUUCACAAGAGCAAAGUGGAAACAACCACAAAAUCUCUGCCAGUUUCAGAGAAGAGGAUGAGAUGGUACCAUGGAGAUGUGUGGAAGAUGCCAGAGCCUGCCAAACUGUUGAAAUGUGUUUCUGGCAGGACAGAAAAUGGAAGGGUCUAUCUAGAAGGCCCACAAAAGCUGGAAUUCAUUGUCCCUGCCCAGAACGUAGCCUCUGUGCCUUAUAGCAAUGAAAAUGUCACUUUCUACUUGGGCUUCACAAUGAGAGGCCCUAUGGCAUACAAUGUCACUAUUAAAGGUAAAUGA
Messenger RNA from Clupea harengus (Atlantic herring), 4905 nucleotides. Its product is annotated as sterile alpha motif domain-containing protein 9-like. Gene Ontology annotation, molecular function: protein binding. Gene Ontology annotation, cellular component: cytoplasm. NCBI's taxonomy places the organism in Eukaryota, Metazoa, Chordata, Actinopteri, Clupeiformes, Clupeidae. The record is from RefSeq and is a predicted model, not a curated record.